UGCGGUUAUUUUACAACAGCUACAGUUGUCGUGCAGUUUUUGUUUUACAUUUCUUUUGACGUUAUCAAAGGAUUGUUCUCCAGCAGACAUAUAGCUCACGUUUAAUUGAGUGAAUCAGCAUGUUUUUUGUCUUCAUCUUUUUUAGCAAAGGCUAAGCAGCUAACCGGGGUUGAGCAGGUUUGCUAACUUAACUUUCAUGUCAAAACCCCCCAAAAAGACAAAGAUGGAGAUAGAGAUGACUUCUUCAGACUGGCAACUGUCUUUGAAGCUGGUGGAUCAGCCCAAAUCCAUCUUCCACUUCCCAGACAUGAUGCCGGGGGAUGUUCCUCCUGGAGGAUACAGGAUCGCCACUUUAAAGCAACUUGUUGCAGCACAGAUCCCAGACUCUUUCCCAGAUCCUGAACUAAUAGAGCUGGUCCACUGCGGGCGGAAACUUAAGGACGACCUAACUCUGGAUGCCUGUGGGAUUCAACCAGGAUCCACCUUACACCUCCUUAAAAAGACUUGGCCAGAGUCAGAACACAAUUCAGAGCCUGUGAACAGAGCAACUGCAGCCAGGGAGUUCAGGGUGUUUCAUGCAGCUCUUCACUCUCUCAACUCUGCCUACAGAGACUCAGUAUAUAAGAUGCUGACGAAUAAAGAGUCUCUGGAUCAGAUCAUCGUGGCUACACCAGGACUCAAGUCAGACCCAAUUGCCCUCGGGGUGCUCCAAGACAAAGAUCUCUUCGUGCAGUUCACAGACCCGAGCAUGCUGGAUGUAUUGAUGAGUUCACACCCGGCGCUCGUCAACGCCAUCAUCCUGGUCCUGCACUCUGUGGCAGGCAGCAUGCCCGCUCAGUCCAGUGCCAGCUCCUCUCGUAAUGUGUCUGCCAGUUCUUACAGUGAUAUGCCAGGGGGUUUCAUGUUCGAGGGCAUGUCUGACGAUGAGGACGAUUUCCAGUCGGGAAGCCCGGCAGGUCCCUCGCACAGAGCAGGAGGCUCAGCCGGGAUGCGACCGGUGUCUCUGAGUCACAGUGGAGCGACGGGCCCUCGACCAAUAACGCAGAGCGAGCUGGCAACAGCUCUGGCCCUCGCCAGCACUCCGGACAGCAGUGCAGUCACUCCAACAACUUCAAGCCAGGCGGACCCCUCCAGUGGCGUAGCCCCUAUGCCAGCAGGGACCCCAGUCAGUAAUGACCUCUUCAGCCAGGCUCUACAACAAGCUCUGCAAGCCUCCAACAUGUCUGCUCUGCAGGGCCGCUGGCAGUCCCAGAUGCAGCAGCUCAGGGACAUGGGGAUCCAGGAUGAGGAGCUGAUGCUGAGGGUGCUGCAGGCCACAGACGGUGACAUCCAGGCUGCCCUGGAGCUCAUAUUUGCUGGAGGCCCAGGACUCUGAGACAUUACCCCACGUACAAAGGCUUUUACAGAAGAGAGAGCAGGAACAGGCUCGUCAUCCUGCUGCUCAGAGAUGAUAAAUUAUGGCUUUGGACAUACAGUAUACAGAUCUUUUAUUAUUACCCUGUUUACUCCGGUUUACAGUAUUACAUCUGAGUUCCACAAAGGUCAUGACAGCUUUUUGUUAUUAAUGUGAUUAGACUUGUAAUAAAUGUGAUCAUGCUUACCUUAUCAA
Cottoperca gobio is the source of this 1609-nucleotide messenger RNA. RefSeq names its product ubiquitin-like protein 7. Gene Ontology annotation, molecular function: polyubiquitin modification-dependent protein binding. Gene Ontology annotation, biological process: ubiquitin-dependent protein catabolic process. Gene Ontology annotation, cellular component: cytosol. The coding region runs from base 197 to 1375 and encodes 392 amino acids. The transcript has 11 exons. NCBI's taxonomy places the organism in Eukaryota, Metazoa, Chordata, Actinopteri, Perciformes, Bovichtidae. The record is from RefSeq and is a predicted model, not a curated record.